This is a messenger RNA of Odocoileus virginianus texanus, 1535 nucleotides long. It is a transcript of the gene BRMS1, whose product is annotated as BRMS1 transcriptional repressor and anoikis regulator. Gene Ontology annotation, cellular component: Sin3-type complex. Gene Ontology annotation, molecular function: histone deacetylase binding. The record is from RefSeq and is a predicted model, not a curated record. Gene Ontology annotation, biological process: negative regulation of transcription by RNA polymerase II. Lineage: Eukaryota; Metazoa; Chordata; Mammalia; Artiodactyla; Cervidae.
GCUUCUUCGAGACUGGGGCAGGAUCUUCCUUCUUAGGAGGCCUGCCCUCGACUUGCUCACUUUCUGAAAGAUAAAUUGCAGUGUGCACAGUGCCUUACAAUUUGCUUUGCCAUUCACCGCUUGCAGCCUUUACAACACUGAGAGUGGCGAUGGUUAUUCUCUUUUUAUACCCAGGGUGACCACUUUGCCACUCGGAGCUGGGGGCAGGGGCGAGUGACGGCUACACUGAUACUCCCAGCGCCCAGAUGCCCGUCCAGCCUCCAAGCAAGGACACAGAGGAGAUGGAAGCAGAGGGCGACUCAGCCGCCGAGAUGAAUGGGGAGGAGGAGGAGAGUGAGGAGGAGCGGAGCGGCAGCCAGACCGAGUCCGAAGAGGAGAGCUCAGAGAUGGACGAGGAGGACUACGAGCGGCGCCGCAGCGAGUGCGUCAGUGAGAUGAUGGACCUGGAGAAGCAGUUCUCGGAGCUGAAGGAGAAGUUGUUCAGGGAAAGACUGAGUCAGCUGCGGGUGCGGCUGGAGGAAGUGGGAGCUGAGAGGGCGCCCGAAUACACGGAGCCCCUGGGGGGGCUGCAGCGGAGCCUCAAGAUUCGCAUUCAGGUGGCAGGGAUUUACAAAGGCUUCUGUCUGGACGUGAUCAGGAACAAGUAUGAGUGUGAACUGCAGGGAGCCAGGCAACACCUGGAGAGUGAGAAGCUGCUGCUCUACGACACGCUGCAGGGCGAGCUGCAGGAGCGGAUCCAGAGGCUGGAGGAGGACCGCCAGAGCCUGGACAUCAGCUCUGAGUGGUGGGAUGACAAACUGCACGCCAGAGGCAGCUCGAAGACAUGGGACUCCCUGCCGCCCAACAAGAGGAAGAAGGCGCCUCUCGUUUCCGGCCCCUACAUCGUGUACAUGCUGCAGGAGAUUGACAUCCUGGAGGACUGGACGGCCAUCAAAAAGGCAAGGGCAGCUGUGUCCCCUCAGAAGAGAAAAUCAGAUGGACCUUGAUUGACCCUGCUCUUCACAGCCAGGGGGGCCCCUUGGAGCAGCUGGCACCAAACCCAAGACUUGAACGUUCCUGCUGCAGAAAGGCAGACCGGCAGGCCCCUCGGGGUCUGCCCAGCCAGCUCUCCAGUGCUGCUCCGGGGUCCUCCGCUCCAGCCAUCACUGAUCUGGGCUCCCCCUCUGCCCUCCCCGGGGCCUGAACAGGGAAGGCCUGGGGCUGCCCGAGGCCAGCCGGACGGUCUGCUCCUUCCCCAGCCAGCCCACCACCACCCCCUCCCAAAGGUCGCCCUCCUUGGAGCCCUCCCUGACGAAGACGUGCCUGUCUUAAGCCAAAGCAACAUCCUUUCUUCUGACCUUGGACCCCAAUCACUGAGCUGGGUCCCACUUUGCAGGAACUCUGAGCCAGAAAUUAUAUUUGGGGGGCCUGCGUGUCCUGGCUGUUGCUGGAGGUGACAAGGCAGGCUCCUCGGGUCUUCCUUCUCAAGGAGGUUCCUGGUAUCUGCCUCCCACAUUUCAGGGACUGGAAUUAAAACCUCUCCUGGGACUCUGGCA